Musca domestica (house fly) is the source of this 4319-nucleotide messenger RNA. RefSeq lists its product as uncharacterized. Bases 115 to 4113 code for a protein of 1332 amino acids. Gene Ontology annotation, cellular component: membrane. Lineage: Eukaryota; Metazoa; Arthropoda; Insecta; Diptera; Muscidae. The transcript is spliced from 2 exons. Gene Ontology annotation, biological process: G protein-coupled receptor signaling pathway; cell surface receptor signaling pathway. Gene Ontology annotation, molecular function: G protein-coupled receptor activity. The record is from RefSeq and is a predicted model, not a curated record.
AUGAUCAUAACGUGGAUGUAGAACAAUCGUGUGUAUGGAUACUAGAAAACUGGGAAGAGCAGUAAGAUUAGAGAUAAAAGACUUGAAACGAAAGAAAACUCUUACGAUAUCGAGAUGCACGAAAAAACAGGGAAAAUUAUACCGCUUCAAGUGGCAUUGACGAUCUGUUUUGCGGUGGCAUGCAUUUCAGGCUCCAAAGUAAAUGUGUGCAAACCAGAAAAAACGGCAACGGCAAACGGCGACUUUGUUUGGGAACAUAAAUAUGAUGACGUCGAUUUUGCUGUUUCGAAGCCAGAUGUUUGUUGGAUCAAUGGUUCCAUUCUUGUGCGUCAAUGCGCCCGAGACAAUAAACGGAAAUAUUGGUCUCCAAAUGGAGAAAAUUGUGAAAAGUUUAAGCGCCGUAACUUAAAAUGCCCAGAAGAUUUGGGCGAAGUACUCGUUAAUGGAAAAAUUGUUUGUGUAAGGCUAUCGAAAACUCGACAGCAGUACGAUAGUUCCUUUUGUCAAGGCUCCAACUACAUUUUAAGUCCAAAUGAUAACGAAUUGAUAGCAUUUCUACUAGAAAAAAAUGUUGAUGGGUUGUGGCUUCCGGUGGAGAGGGCGAAAGGCAACGGCAUCAAACCCUUUUUCAUACGCCUACCGGGCUUUAUGUGGAAUACAUUGUACGAAAUCCCAUUUGACAAGGUCAUAAACUUAUCGGACAAACAUUGUGUAGGGGCCUUUCUGAAGAAAACUGGUUCAGCCCUGACAAUGAAUAUAGAACCAGUGGUCUGUGUCGCUUCCCUGUACUCCGUGUGCGUUUUUAAAGAUGAACUUGUUGCCAGGAAUGGCUGCCCUCAAAAUUUUGGCGCACUCGGCUAUCGCCCCAGUGAAUGUUAUGGUCUUACUUGGGAUGGAAAGAAGUUUCCCCAGGACUUGCGAAUGCUGGAUGCUGACGAGUUUUUUGAAAAAUACAAUGAACUACGUACAAUUUUCGACAAACAGGGUAUUACGGCAAAAACUGAUGUGGAAGUCAAAGGCAGCUUUCUUAUACCCAAUGCAAAAUGGACGGUGGACAUGAAUAAGGAAAUGCUAUCCAUAAAGCCAGCUAGUAGGAGGACUAAAAGCUUGUGCGUUGAGCACGUUGCUAAAAGAAAAGACGUCGAAAUUAUUUUACGCAUGGAUCAUAACGGAGGCGAUACGUUGGUGCUAACUGUUUACAACAAAUUCUAUAUUUGGUCAUUAAAGAACAAAGUCGAUUUUACCCUACACUGCUUUGCCCACACCAGAUAUGGUGAUUUGUUAAAUGUCGAUAUCAAUCGACUCUGGGAGAAUGAAUCCCAAACAAAAACAAUGUUCGAAUUGAGUAUUAAACAUGAAGAACCUACUCUUUAUUGGUGUGAAGCUCAUACAAUUUUUAACUUUACAAUGGCGACGUCGACCAAAAUCGUGGCAAGUAAAAACAAGAAUAGCUUCAAUUUCGCCAUGCAACUCGACCUUCCUUUGCCAAGAAAUGAAUCCGCGGAAUGGACAAAUAAAUCUCUUCGACAAUUCAUAAAAUAUUUUACCAAAGACAUUGAAAAGAUGCUGAAGCUGCAAAAGACAGUUGACAGUAAACUGGACGAACUCGACAUUCAGAGCGUUCGUAUAAUGAAUAUUUUAAGUGGAUCAACUGUGCGAGGAGAACUGAGAGUUCUGUGCCAUAUUACCAUAUCGCUCAAAUCGUUAGAUUUUAAACGAGACUCAUCGGAGGGAAGUGAAAGUCAUGAAGAUGACGAAGUUGGGGAAUCGGAAGUAGAGGCCAUUCUGAUGGGAAGGGAUUUGCUAAAAUACUUGAUACAAGGAUUGCAGCAGCAUAUGGUGCACACAGUUAGAAGUACACAGUAUUGUCUUCCUGAGAACCACUGGCCAAGAGCAUCUCUGGGCGAAAUAUCAAGCACUGUUAAAUUUUGCCUGCAGAACAACGGUCUACCAUUGACUCGAAAAUGUCUUGGCAAUUUUAUGGAGGGAGCAUAUUGGGAAGAUAUAUCUCACAUUGCCGCAAGUUGCUUUGGCCCUACGAAUGGAAAUGCAAAAACCAAAGAGCUAUUUGACAUGUAUGCUAUGAAAAUCUCAAAGAAAUAUCCAGAAAAGGCAAUGCAAAAUGUGAGAGAAAUAUUGGAAAACAAUAUAAAAGAGUUAAUUCCGGCUGAUUUGCAUUAUAUGGCGAAAAUUAUUCGUAAAACGGUUAAAACCGUUCUUAAGCAAUAUAAUUUUACAACCACCGAACAAUGUAAUAAUUCUCUCAUCAGCGUUGUCGAACAAAAUGCUACGCCGCCGCACAACAUGUCGGAUAUUAUAUCAGAAAUCGACAGAAUUUUUAACUAUUUGCUAAAUGUUGAUCAGAAAAUCUUACAGUCUGCUCGAGUGCUGAACUCCACCAAUAUCCUUUUGGACACUUUUGAACUUAUCGUUGACGAGAUAUAUACCGCUAACCUGCAGCGAAUCUACAAUUCGAUUAAUGUCAGCAUUUCUUCCGUUCCGCAGAACAACCAUGAAAUUGACGUUGUUGAAUUUAAAGAUGCUGGCGUAAUUGUUAAAGCUGCCACCAAUUUUGUAAUUUUUGCCAUCAAUCCCGUCAUUGCUAAUGUGACAGGUGUUGCCAUAUUUCGUGAUGUCGACGAUAGCGUUGAACGCUUAGAUGACAACCAUUUGGGAGGGGCAUUUUCAGACGAACAUUUUCGAUUCAUUUGUGCCAAUCAAAGCGCCAAUCAUUUGCUCAAUAUGGAAAACAUUGUCAUUGGAGCUUUUGUGCCAGAGAGUAUGUGGUAUCGUCUGGAUGAAAUUUCAGCUUUGUCCAAUAAGAGUAAGAUAUUCGUGAAUCGUCCAAGGCCCUCAGUGAUAAUAAAGAUAUAUUCGAAUGACAAACUUUUUCAGGAAGACGAGGAAGAAGAGUCGUUGCUCAGUUCGGUUAUGGGAAAAAUAAUGUCGAUUUCCAUACCUGGCCAUGAUAAAGACCUCCCUGAGUUACUUCCCAUAAUAUUAAGCAGCGACGACAAUAGCGAGAAUAAUAACCCCCAAUAUUGCAGUUAUUGGAAUUACAAAACAUGGGUCAAGGAUGGUUUGACACUACUAAACAGAUCUGCUCUAAAUAACAAUACUAUUUUAUGUGGCUCCUCUCACCUGACACCGUUCGCCUACCUGUUGAGGGGUAGUAACAAUUUAUCUGUCGACUCGGACGUGCAAGUAAUAGUCACCAAACUUCACGAGAAUGCUCUAAACAUUAUAACGCUCCUUGGUUGUUCACUUUCCAUAUUUGGAGUCACAGGUAUUUUUGCUACUGCCUGUACCUUCCGUACAUGGCGACAGAAACCCAAUUCUAGAGUACUCCUACAACUCUCGGCUGCAAUAGCUCUCCAAAUGAUUCUAUUCUGCUUCGUCAAUACCACCGAAUACUCGCUUCAUUUGAUACAAAAUGAAAUCUUGUCCAGUUGUAUUGCAUUAGGGGCGUUGUUGCAUUAUUCAGUUCUGGUGCAAUUCUGCUGGAUGAUCAUUAUUGCCUACCUGCAGUUUAAGAGAUAUGUCAAAGUCUUUGGAAAUACGCGGCCAAAAAGAUUCUUUGUCAAAUCAACACUUAUAGGGUGGGGCUUACCCGUUAUUCCCGUAUUUAUGGUGCUUUUAUUUGAUAGCUCAUCGUACAUUCCACAUAAUGGAGAUUCCAAUAACCCAAUAUGUUAUCCAUCCGGUAAAUCGUUGUAUAUUGGGGUCGUUCUACCCAUAUCUUUAGUGAUUUUGGCGAAUUUAGUUAUUUUCGUGGUGGUGAUUUACAACAUCCUUAAAAGUCCGGCCGGUUCUGUACGACACACGGAAAAAAACUUUGCUCUUUCUCAAAUGCGAUUACUACUAUUGCUGUUCUUCCUUCUAGGAUUUACGUGGAUAUUUGGCCUAAUGACUACAACGGGGGCAGGCUUGUUAUUUUCAUAUCUAUUCUGCUUAACAGCCACAAUUCAGGGCUUUGUGUUAUUCGUUUAUUUUAUACUAAUGGAUCCAAUAACACGUCGGUUGUGGUUGGGAAAUUUACGAAAUUGGUGUAAUGUUGGACAAAAUGCUGUCAACACAAGUUCAAAAUCGAAGGAUACAACACAAAGUUUUUAAUCUCAAAUAACUUAGUAUUUAUAUUAUUGUAUAGAUAUAUCUACGUAUGUGUAUGCAGACACAUAAUACAAAAAGUAUAUAUAUUUAAAUAUAAAAAUAAAAAAUAUGUGUAUUAGUUUUGUGGGAACUAAGCACAACAUUCAACUAAGGUUAGAUAGAAAAAGUGGUUUAAUCCUUAACAAGUAAAGCCGCAACGAAUUGUUUAU